Lontra canadensis (Northern American river otter) is the source of this 939-nucleotide messenger RNA. Its product is annotated as G-protein-signaling modulator 3. Lineage: Eukaryota; Metazoa; Chordata; Mammalia; Carnivora; Mustelidae. The transcript is spliced from 4 exons. The coding region runs from base 128 to 616 and encodes 162 amino acids. Gene Ontology annotation, biological process: regulation of inflammatory response. The record is from RefSeq and is a predicted model, not a curated record. Gene Ontology annotation, molecular function: GTPase regulator activity; protein binding.
ACCCAGGCAUCCAGCCCCUGGCUCACCCCCACCCCUUCCAGCCCCCACUCCCCUCCGGAACCUAGGGUUCCAGCCCUCCUCCCAAAUCCCAGCUACCCUUCCCCCUUCAGUUUCUCCCCCUCAGGGGAUGGAGGCCGAGAGACCCCAGGAAGAAGAGGAAGAUGACCAGCAUCAGGGACCCCAUCAGGAUGAGCAUGACUGGCCCCCUAUGAACACCAGCACUCGGCCUUGGCGAUCUGCUCCUCCGUCCCCUCCUCCUUCAGGGACCCGUCACACAGCCCUGGGGCCCCGCUCCGCCUCCCUGCUCUCCCUACAGACUGAGCUCCUUCUGGAUUUGGUGGCGGAUGCCCAGUCCCGCCGCCUAGAGGAGCAGAGAGCCACCUUCCACAUCCCCCAGAAUCUCCCAAGCAGAGCCCCAGCCCCACACCGGCCUCUUGAGGACAGAGAACAGCUCUACAGCACUAUCCUCAGUCACCAGUGCCAGCGGAUGGAAGCCCAGCGGUCAGAGCCUCCCCUACCCCCAGGGGGACAGGAGCUCCUGGAGUUGCUGCUGAGAGUUCAGGGUGGGGGUCGAAUGGAGGAGCAAAGGUCCCGGCCCCCAACACAUACCUGCUGAGACUUGAGCCACCCCACCAGCCACUCCGCACUCUGGGGCUCAAAGCUGGCCAGCCCUCAACUACUGGGUGGCAGGGGCACCAGAGACUGGAGGACCCAGGAGAAAUCUCAAUAUUCAUCACCCUCAUCCACCUUUUCUGGGAAUGGAGGGGGUGAAAGUCCUCAAACCCUGAGCAUAGUCAAAGUAGGAUGGUCAUUUAACUCCCAUCCCCUAGUGUGUGGGAGCUUGAAGCAGUGAAGGAAUCCUAGCCACUGAGGGACACCCCACCCCCUCCUCUGAUCACAGGGAGUGGUUCUAAGUCCUGAGUUGUGGAGACAUCCCCA